AUGGGUAAGAUGGACCCCAAACGUCCCCGUCUGGUCAAAAUCGUCCUGCCUGCUACCUCACAUUGGCGUACAGCACUUGCUAAUGCUCGACUGCUCCGGAGCGCUGGCUUUCCCCAAGUGUAUAUUCGUAAGAGUAUGACACUUGGGGAAAGACAGCGCGAUUUCGAGCUCAGGCAAAUCGCUCGGGAUCGGAAUAAAGGUAGCACUGUCAAGCAGUGGGUGGUAUAUAGGGACCAGCUCAUGCGUGUGACUGAUCUCCCUAGCAAAAGCUCGGGACCAGUGAUUUUGCACGAGUCGUCAGCGAUGAUGGCCUAUCGUGGUGAGACCAAACCACAAACACGGCUAGCUGCACUACAAGAUAUCCAGGGUUUCGCGGCUUAUCGAGAACCAAGGCGCAAAAUCAACGAAUUCCCGUCUAUUUCUAGCCCAAGUGCACUAAAUAUAUUCCAGUGCGUGACUAUGCGUUAA
Molecule: messenger RNA, 468 nt
Organism: Ostertagia ostertagi
Lineage: Eukaryota; Metazoa; Nematoda; Chromadorea; Rhabditida; Trichostrongylidae
Source: the annotation of a GenBank genome assembly